AUGAAGCAGAAGACGUCAUCUACAGCCCAAGCCAUGAGAGACACCUACCGGCCAGGCUCAGGCACAUCAAUUUAUCCGGAGCUCUUCCAGCAGAUGGUGUGUGCCGUCCUCGAGUCCGAGUCCUAUCUCUUCUCCAAGGCAGAGCUCGAUAUCCUGUCGGCAUUCUUUAUGCUUUCCUACCCGGCCCGAUACCUCUUUGUCCGUCUCCUACAACGCAGGAAGGAUAGCUGGUAUCGGCUCGACCGUCUCCAAGCCUACCGCUCUGAAGUGCAAGAUCUCAGGUCUGCCACUGAGGAACUCGCCAAACCGAUAUCUGCUGCACCGCCUUCGGAAGGAGCGAAAGUCGAGGAGCAAGACAGAGGCAAGCUGGACGAAGAGACGCGUCUGCCUCGCCCGCCCACCUACCGCGAUAAGCAACCACUGGCAGGCUCCUCGCUUCAAGCCAAUGGUCCGCUUCCGAAGAGUGCAAAGCAGCAGCCUUCAGCGCCGCCCCAAGAGCCUUUUCUCGAUCGAUUCGUCAUGACCGAGAGAGACAUGAGAGGCGGCAUCGCCGAAUCUCUCUCCCUUCUCACCAUUGAAGAGCUCAAAGUCAUCGCCAAAAACAUGGCUAUUGCCAAGAUCGGCACGACUCGUGCGCAAAUCCUCGCGGCUCUAUCAGCGACCAAGUCUCAAUCGAUGCUGUUUACAAGUCCCACCAAGCAGUCCAAGCAGUCUCCGAAUACUAAGCAGCAGCAACUCACACUUGACUUCAGCCCCACCAAAACUGGUCCACAGGCACAGGCUUCACGUCUCAAAGACCAACUCUCAGCCCUCCUUGGUGGAGGGUGUAUACAGGUCUUACCCGCUCUUCGAUCGCUCGUUGACAGGGUAGCACUCGUCUACUAUCGCGCUAACUUGCUCGCUAGCGCAGCAUUGACAACAGCAAUCUUGUCCCGCUCCCGUAUCCGCAAUUACCCCAACUACACAUGUCGACGAACGAGCUUUCUCUUCCCCUCCCGAGACCACCUCAUUGCGUUCCAACGCGCUCUCAGCCUUGAAGCUGAGAUGCAGGACCUCAUUCAGUUUGGCAAAGGCGAGGCGGAUUUCAAAGCUGCACUUGCCCUCUUCGACUCAGUAUGGCACGAGUGGAAGUCGUGUGUUGCAGAAUGUGUUGCGGCGCAUCCUGAUGGCAUCGAUAAGAUGGUCUACCAUCGAAUGCGCUUUCAUCCCGGCUGGGUGCUUACUCGGGUCGUGUACAAAGGCGCAACUGUGCUCGCCCGUUUCAAAAUGCGCCAGAGGGAGAAGGAGGUCUUGCAGGCAUUGCUCGAUCAGAAGCUUUUCCGACGUGGUAGGAGAGGGGAUUGGUACAAUCGACUAGCGCUCAUCACAGCGCUCUACUCUGAUGAUCAGCGCAAAGGCAAGCGUGAAGCAUUAGCGAUCAGUGUCAAGGCAAUCCAAGAUCCCGACACGCACCUCAUCUACCACGACACACUACAACGAAGAAUAGCAAGGUUGGAGUCGCAACUAAGAAUUCCCAAAUCCGAACAGCACGAUUUCUCAUACACCAAACUCAAAAAGACGACAGAGGUGGUAUUCAAGGGUGUAAGGUUAGACGCCAUGGUGGAGACGGAUGAGAGCACCAAUCAAGCCAUGACCGCUAUGUCUAGGUUUUUGAAGGGCAGUCCGCCCAGCUCUCCGGAUGCUUUGCCAGCGUCGAAAGGCAACACACCGCCGAACCGUAGCCUGAGCAAAUCACCGAUCAAACGCAGCUCUUCAUCGAGCCGCUUCGAGAUCCGUAAACCCUUGUUCAAACGGGUCAAGGUCGAGUCCUUUGCUGGCCUCUCCGUCAAGCCUGAUCCAGUGUCACCAACCAAACUCGAUCCCCAUUCUCGCAGUAUCACUCCCGACUUCCCUCAGGUGAAAAAGGAAGAAGACCUAUCCGACAUCUCCCUCGACGACAUUCUCGCUCCUGCACCAGAUCCAACCACGCUCUCCCUCAUCUCUGGCUCUGACUCGCCCACAUCAACCACCAUCUCCAACCCCCGUCGCAGCAUGCGUACCAUUUGGCGAGGCCUCGACAACCAGCCCUGUCACGUCGAACAACUAUGCCUCCAACACUACGCUCUACAAAACUUCAAAGGCUACCACUGUGAAGGCAAGCUGCUAACCAUGUUGUUCGUCCUUCUCCUCUGGGAUGUGAUCUUCACAGACGGCAUCGCUGGAUCCUUCGAAACACCCUAUCAAUCUGCUCCACUCGACCUUGGGUCUGAUUCAUUCCCAAUCGUGCGCUCUACCGAAAUUCGCACUCGUCUCGAUCACAUCGAACGAACCGGUGGCCUGGAUCUUAUCGCAACAGUAGACGACCGAGAAAGACCAAAUAAGACUUGGGCGGUAGGGUGCAGAUGGGAUCUCUUCUCCAAACAAGAUCUGCUGCAAGUAGCCGAAUGUUUAGGUGGGCAGAGUUUAGCGGUGGUGUGUCAGAUGUUGGUGGAGGAAUGGCAUCAUUGUUCUAGUGGAAUGCCGGAUUUGGUGAUUUGGAGAAUGCAAGAUAAAUCCGUUAGGUUUGUAGAGGUGAAGGGACCCGGUGAUAGGUUGAGUGAAAGCCAGAAAGUUUGGAUCGAUGUGUUAUUGAGAGCCGGGAUUGAGGUUCAGGUUGGGAUUGUUCAGGAGGGUUAA
This is a messenger RNA of Ustilago hordei, 2655 nucleotides long. RefSeq lists its product as uncharacterized. The transcript has a single exon. Gene Ontology annotation, molecular function: flap-structured DNA binding; 5'-flap endonuclease activity; 5'-3' exonuclease activity. The record is from RefSeq and is a predicted model, not a curated record. The coding region runs from base 1 to 2655 and encodes 884 amino acids. Gene Ontology annotation, cellular component: nucleus. NCBI's taxonomy places the organism in Eukaryota, Fungi, Basidiomycota, Ustilaginomycetes, Ustilaginales, Ustilaginaceae. Gene Ontology annotation, biological process: interstrand cross-link repair.